AUGUGGCUAUUCCGUGUGUAUAUUGACAAUACUCAACAUGAUGACAUUGAUUGGACACCAUACACCACUCAUCGGGACACUGUUGCCUUUGAUCCCAUUUCAUAUUAUUCCGGAUGGCUAGCAUGUAGGAGUAAUCUAAUAUGCAGGUAUAUGCCGGAGGGAUGCAUGUGUCCGUUUGUAUAUGUGCAGAUCAUUCCGAGAUCCCCAUUCGACUUUGCUCCUAAUAGCAUCAUGCGUAGACAUAUUGAUGACAUACUAACAGAUUACAAGAGUCAUCUAGUACCAGAGGAGUAUCGAAGUAUGACGGCCACAAGCCAAUGUUCUUAUGUGGAUAAUUACAUGAUUUGCUUCUCUAUUGCUUCACGCCCUAUCAUGACACUAGACACUCCUAGACGUCCACCUAGGCCUGCUCGUGAGGAUAUCUUGGAGAAUGAAUAG
Messenger RNA from Vicia villosa (hairy vetch), 438 nucleotides. RefSeq lists its product as uncharacterized. The record is from RefSeq and is a predicted model, not a curated record. NCBI's taxonomy places the organism in Eukaryota, Viridiplantae, Streptophyta, Magnoliopsida, Fabales, Fabaceae. The coding region runs from base 1 to 438 and encodes 145 amino acids. The transcript has a single exon.